AACAGGGGGCAGGUAAGCAUGCGCUUCUUGGGUACUUGGGAAAAAAGUUUCUCUUUUCUCUCUAUAUAUGGAAGAAGCCAGUGAAGAUCGAGUCCUCAAUUGGUAAUCAGAGAGCUGUCUCCACUUUACAGAUUCUUGAAAAAAGAUAAGAUCAAAUCCUUUUCUUCCAGGUCCUUCCUCCCUCUCUCUCUCUCUCUUCACAUUCUGCUUCACUGUCUUUCUUUUCUUCUGUUUGGCUGAUAUGGCAUCGGUUUAUGCCAGCUUCACAUCAGUUGUAUGCAAGAAUGGCAACCAUUCUGCUCCUACAAGGUUUCCAAGCACAACCUUCUUACCUGGCUUCGAUGUGGUUGGGCGUGUUUCAAAUGCUUGUAAGAAGGAAAUAUGUCCUCCCGCCAUGAGUUCAGGUCCUAAAGCCACAUUAACUUUUGAUCCUCCAACAACCAAUUCAGACAGAAGCAAACAGAGGAAGCAUACCAUCGAUCCUGCUUCCCCUGAUUUUAUGCCGCUUCCAUCCUUUGAAGAAUGCUUCCCAAAGAGCUCAAAAGAAUGCAGGGAAGUUAUUCAUGAGCAAUCUGGCCAUGCACUCAAGGUUCCCUUUCGAAGGGUCCAUUUGAGUGGAGAUGAGCCAAACUUUGACACAUAUGACACUAGUGGUCCGCAAAACAUCAAUCCACGCAUCGGACUGCCUAAACUGCGCAAGGACUGGGUUGACAGACGGGAAAGGCUGGGUGCACCAAGAUACACUCAGAUGUACUAUGCUAAGCAGGGAAUUAUUACUGAGGAAAUGUUAUAUUGUGCUACUCGUGAGAAGCUUGACCCAGAAUUUGUAAGGUCAGAGGUUGCCCGUGGAAGGGCAAUCAUUCCUUCCAACAAAAAGCACUUAGAGCUGGAACCAAUGAUAGUUGGACGAAACUUUUUGGUCAAAGUAAAUGCAAAUAUUGGAAAUUCAGCUGUUGCAAGUUCCAUUGAGGAGGAAGUUUAUAAGGUUCAAUGGGCAACAAUGUGGGGUGCUGAUACUGUUAUGGAUCUCUCAACUGGACGCCACAUUCAUGAAACCCGUGAGUGGAUCCUACGUAACUCUGCUGUGCCAGUUGGGACUGUGCCCGUCUAUCAAGCACUUGAAAAAGUGAAUGGAAUUGCUGAAAAUCUUAGUUGGGAAGUCUUCAGGGACACCCUGAUCGAGCAAGCUGAGCAGGGUGUAGAUUACUUCACAAUCCAUGCUGGGGUACUGCUGCGAUACAUUCCCUUAACAGCAAAGCGCAUGACAGGAAUCGUUUCUCGUGGAGGAUCGAUUCAUGCAAAAUGGUGCUUGGCAUACCAUAAGGAGAACUUUGCUUAUGAGCAUUGGGAUGACAUACUUGAUAUAUGCAACCAAUAUGAUGUGGCCCUUUCAAUCGGGGAUGGACUAAGACCUGGGUCUAUAUAUGAUGCCAAUGACACCGCUCAGUUUGCUGAGCUUUUAACCCAAGGGGAACUGACCCGUAGGGCAUGGGAAAAGGAUGUACAGGUAAUGAAUGAAGGACCCGGUCACAUCCCAAUGCACAAGAUUCCUGAAAAUAUGCAAAAGCAGCUGGAGUGGUGUAAUGAAGCACCUUUCUAUACCCUUGGUCCUUUGACAACUGAUAUCGCUCCUGGAUAUGACCAUAUUACUUCUGCAAUUGGUGCAGCCAACAUUGGGGCUCUUGGCACGGCACUUCUUUGUUAUGUAACUCCAAAGGAGCACCUUGGGUUGCCAAACAGAGAUGAUGUAAAGGCUGGAGUGAUAGCAUAUAAGAUAGCUGCUCAUGCUGCUGAUUUAGCCAAAGGUCAUCCACAUGCUCAGGCAUGGGAUGAUGCAUUAAGCAAGGCUAGAUUUGAGUUCAGAUGGAGGGACCAGUUUGCUUUGUCACUAGACCCCAUGACUGCCAUGUCCUUCCAUGAUGAAACCCUUCCAUCUGAAGGUGCCAAAGUGGCUCACUUUUGCUCCAUGUGUGGACCAAAGUUUUGCUCAAUGAAGAUAACAGAGGAUGUUCGGAAGUAUGCUGAGGAGCAUGGUUAUGGGAGCCCUGAGGAAGCUGUGCGACAAGGGAUGGAUGCUAUGAGUGCUGAAUUCCUGGCUGCCAAGAAAACUGUUAGCGGUGAGCAACAUGGUGAAGUUGGUGGAGAAAUCUACUUACCAGCCAGUUAUGUCACCUCCUCUGACAGGGUCAUAUGAGUAAGGGGAAUUGCUGCAGAAUCCUCGGAGCCUUAAUGCAUCACUAGCUCACUAAUAACAGUUAUAUAUGCAGUCUUUUACUAUCAUGCUUUAG
Molecule: messenger RNA, 2288 nt
Organism: Durio zibethinus
Lineage: Eukaryota; Viridiplantae; Streptophyta; Magnoliopsida; Malvales; Malvaceae
Gene: THIC
Product: thiaminC
Biological process (GO): thiamine biosynthetic process
Molecular function (GO): iron-sulfur cluster binding; carbon-carbon lyase activity
Source: RefSeq, a predicted model, not a curated record